AUGGACGAGCCGGUUGAGCUUGUCAAGAGCUUGACCGACAGCCUUGAGCUGUGCGUCAAGAAGGAAGGCCCUGCAGAGGAGGUCUGCCGAGUGAACGACCUUCAAGAGACUCAAGAGUCGCUGGACAGUAUCAUGAGCCUUCAGAUCAAGAUCAUGAAACGGCAGGCGGCGAUGGUGCUCUCGAGACAGAAGGCCACAGCGAUGCCGUCCAAAGGACAGGAGCUGGGGUCUCCUUCCGUCACAGGUUUUCCCAAGUUUCGUCGACUACCCGUAGAGAGUCGGAAGCUAAUCUGGAUAAUGGUAUUGCCGGAUCGUCGAGUCCUCGAGGCGCCCGAAGCCGGAUACCACGAGAUUUACAAACGAUUCAGAGCUCCAGUGAUCCGAGCCGUGUGCAAAGAAGCCUGGGAGGUUACCGAAGAAAACGGCCUCUUCGCCAUGGGGUCGGAAUCCACUGGAGUUGGGGGAACCUGGUUCAAACCUCAAAAGGAUGUUGUCAUCCUUGAAGAGAACUUCUCGCUGGGACCGCUUGCGGAAUGUUGUCCUGAAAUCAUCGCCAUCGAUCGCACGUUCAUUGAGGAUUUCAAAGACCUCAAGAGAAUCUUGCGUGGCGUGGUAGAAUUUUUAUUCUGCCGCAAGGUCAUCAUCCUCUUUCGGACUGCCGACAAUUCAAAAUACAAGGACGGGGCAGCACCAAAGCUAUUCAAUCUUCAGCCUCACGAGUUGAUUUGGUCACCUUACACGGAUGAUCGGCCAGUCAUUCCCGAUAGGCAUUUCGAUUACACAUGA
Molecule: messenger RNA, 786 nt
Organism: Colletotrichum godetiae
Lineage: Eukaryota; Fungi; Ascomycota; Sordariomycetes; Glomerellales; Glomerellaceae
Exons: 4
Coding region: 1-786 (261 amino acids)
Source: RefSeq, a predicted model, not a curated record